AUGAACCUGAAUAAGGUCCAAGUCAGAACAAAAAAGGAAAUGAAAAGGCUCAGAAAAAGGUUCAAGAACGCCUGCUGAACCCGUUGACUUUUGACUGAGCAGUCAAUUGGCAGUGUGUUUGAGGAUUAUGAAGCUCUUUUGCAGACAUUCGUUCGAAUUUUCAAAGAGGAUGGGGAUGCUACAGCUACUGGGUUGCUCACACAAGUAAGAAAUAUCAAAUUUCUUGGAGCUGUAUAUAUUUUACACAAAACUCUUCCAGAGCCAUCUAACUUAAGUAACGCUUUUCAGACAGGAGCUGUUUCUUUUGCUGCAGUUUCUCCUACAGUUGACUAUACUCUAGAUGAACUGGAAAAUGUGGCAAACAAUUUCAGCUUUAUUUCAGAUCUGAAAAACGACCUCAAGGAAGAUGGCAGGCUGAGCAGAUGUGAUUUGGGUGUCUUUAGAAGAGUUACUCUGCGAGUGGAGAAAGUUUAAGUAUAAUUUUCUUAAUCUGUAGAAAGAAGUUCCUCCAGAGCUUUCCAGGCCACAUCUUUGUCCUAGUCUUCUACAGUUGGCAGAGGUAUGUCUUACCCUUCCUGUCAGCAAUGCAUGGCCUGAGAGAGCUGCUUCAGCAAUAAAAAGAUUAAAAACUCGACAACGAUCAAAUUUGAAGAAUGACAUGCUUAGGUCUUUGCUUCAUAUAACAGUCAACGGGCCUGAUAGUAGUGACUGUCAUCAUGUGAUAGAAGAAGCAAUGAAAGAGUGGCUGUCCAAACCAAGAAGAAAGAUUUCUAAGUAUACAGACAAACAGAAAGAAGUUGCCAAACAUGUAACAGUAGAUAAUGCUUCUGUUCAAGUUGAGUCACAAUCUGAUUUGGAAAGAAUUCAUUCAGCAUAUAUGAACACGCUGAAGAGGAUCUUCAAGAAGAUGUGA
Molecule: messenger RNA, 913 nt
Organism: Paramuricea clavata
Lineage: Eukaryota; Metazoa; Cnidaria; Anthozoa; Malacalcyonacea; Plexauridae
Source: the annotation of a GenBank genome assembly